AUGUUUGGUCUGAGCAGGUCCGCGCGUUUGCGCUCACGCGUCCCAUCCGUGCUGUCCGCGCGAACCGCAAUUGCAACCCAGCGCUCCUGCAUCGAUGUGCAGGACUUCCAUUCUUCGCCGAAGCAGGCGGGUUCUCGAGCUACAUGGAUGCCUAUGCGUGUUAAGACACCAUGGAUCGAUGCUCUGAGUCUGAGAAAGGAGGCCGAGAAGGUUGACUCUCAGCAAAGUGGUCAACAGAUCGAGCGUGAUCUCUCGCCGAAAAAGAUGUCAGACAGCUAUUACAGUGCGGUUCUCCCCUUAGCCCAGGAUAAAUGGCUGCUGGACUCUUACCUAAACGCCGAUGGACACAUCAGAUUAGGAUCUUUGCUGAUGGACCUUGACGCGUUUUCUGGUGUCAUUGCAAACCGCCAUACAGGCGAUGGAGUAUCAACCGUAACAGCUGCUUGUGACCGAAUCACCAUCGAAAACCCCCUAAUGGAGAUUUGCGACCUCGAGCUGAGCGGUCAAUGCACCUACGCUACCGGCCGUUCAAGUAUGGAGAUCUCUCUACAAGUCACGAAAGCUCGACCGGAAGGCGUGGAAGCAAAGCCAGAGGAUGUUCUGAUCACUUGUGCUUUCACAAUGGUCUCGCUUGAUACCAAGACGAAGAAACCCGUGCCCGUGCCCGCUUUGAUCGUGGAGACGGAAGAGGAGAAGCGUCUCUACUCAAAGGGAGAGGAAGCCUCGCAGGCCAAGAAAGCUCUGCGCACCCGCAGUCUUCUGCAAAAGGCGCCCGAUGACGAGGAGAGUGAAUUGAUCCACUCAAUGUGGACGAAGGAGAUGUCAUAUCUCAACCCUCAAUCCUCAACGACCCGCCCAUCAAACCAAGUGUUCAUGAGUGACACCGUGCUCAAGUCUGCCAUGAUCAUGCAACCCCAAGAUCGAAACCGUCACAACUUCAUGAUUUUCGGUGGUUUCCUUCUCAAGCAAACCUUCGAGCUUGCAUUCUGUUGUGCCGCCUCCUUCGCACACGCACGACCAAACUUCGUCGCACUGGACCCCAGCACUUUCGAGAACCCCGUUCCCGUUGGCAGCGUGCUAUACCUGCGUGCAACGGUCGCUUACACGGAACCUGAAGAGCGCGAGGGCGACAGCACUAAGUAUACAAAGGUGCAGGUCCGUGUUGAUUCCAAGGUCCGAGAUGUUGAGCACGGGACGAAGAAGUCCACUGGAAUGUUCAACUAUACUUUCUUGGUUGAGAAGGAUGUGCAGGUUAUGCCCAAGGGGUAUGGUGAGUUUAUGCUCUGGACUGAUGCCCGUAGAAGGGCCCAGAAUGCUGCUGCCAUUGACCCGGCUCACAAAAUGAGUGCUUUGAGGAGUAUCAAGGAUAGUGUCACUGAGUAG
Messenger RNA from Penicillium brevicompactum, 1383 nucleotides. RefSeq names its product putative acyl-CoA thioester hydrolase. Gene Ontology annotation, biological process: acyl-CoA metabolic process. The coding region runs from base 1 to 1383 and encodes 460 amino acids. Gene Ontology annotation, cellular component: mitochondrion. The record is from RefSeq and is a predicted model, not a curated record. NCBI's taxonomy places the organism in Eukaryota, Fungi, Ascomycota, Eurotiomycetes, Eurotiales, Aspergillaceae. The transcript is spliced from 5 exons. Gene Ontology annotation, molecular function: fatty acyl-CoA hydrolase activity.